Messenger RNA from Zophobas morio, 958 nucleotides. RefSeq names its product 23 kDa integral membrane protein-like. Bases 20 to 736 code for a protein of 238 amino acids. The record is from RefSeq and is a predicted model, not a curated record. Lineage: Eukaryota; Metazoa; Arthropoda; Insecta; Coleoptera; Tenebrionidae. Gene Ontology annotation, cellular component: plasma membrane. The transcript has 5 exons.
GUUGACGAAACUAUCAACAAUGCAGUCCUGCGAACUCAGUGUGAUAAAGUACAUUUUAUUUACUUUCAAUUUAGUUUUUGCGAUAUCGGGUAUCGGUUUAAUAGUCGCUGGUGCUUUAGUACUCUCCGAUGUGGGCGAAUUCGACCAUUUCAUGGAAGGACGAAUCCUGGCACCCCCAGUCGUCCUGAUCGUCGCAGGAUGCAUAGUUUUCCUGGUGGCUUCUCUCGGCUGCUAUGGAGCCAUCCGAGAAUCCUACUACAUGCUAAUGGCCUUCGCGCUAUGUUUGCUGAUAAUCUUGAUCAUCGAACUCGCCGUCGGAAUCGCCGCCGCCGUCUACAAAAACGACUUUCAAAUGACCAUGAAGGACCUAAUGAAGAGCUCGAUGCAGCGAUUCGAAAAUAGCAAAGGAGACAGGACGGCCUGGAACAACAUCCAGACCAAGUUGAAGUGCUGCGGCGUCGAAGGACCCACCGACUGGCCCGAAAACACCCGUCCGGUGACCUGCUGCCACGCCACGCGAGAGGGCUCGCCGCCCCCGGAAGCCCACCACUGCCGGUCGGCGGCGCCCCAAGACGGGAUUUUGUACAUGGACGGGUGCUUCUAUCAGCUCCAGGAAAAGGCAGAGUCGGCUUCGAAGAUUUUAAUCGGCGUGGGGAUCGGGAUUGCGUUUGUUGAAGUUAUUGGUAUCAUUCUCGCUUGUUGGCUGGCAUCUGCGAUUAAAAACAAAGGCGACUAAGAAUGAGGAAUAGGAUGAUCUAAGUCUUCUACUGUACAUAGAAAAAAUCACAGCAAUGAAUAACGUUCGAUAGUAUAGUAGAGUUCAAGAAUUUUGGACAAAAUCAACGAGAUGUUAAGUAUUUAAGUAGUUUUUACAUGUUUACGAAAGUUACGAAAGAGAUGUAUGUAAAAUUUGCAUUUUCUGUCUUGUUGCAUUGAAUAUUUUUUGCACUACCUUGUA